This is a messenger RNA of Morone saxatilis (striped sea-bass), 1994 nucleotides long. It is a transcript of the gene mettl9, whose product is annotated as methyltransferase like 9. The transcript has 5 exons. Bases 179 to 1171 code for a protein of 330 amino acids. The record is from RefSeq and is a predicted model, not a curated record. Gene Ontology annotation, molecular function: protein-L-histidine N-pros-methyltransferase activity. NCBI's taxonomy places the organism in Eukaryota, Metazoa, Chordata, Actinopteri, Moronidae.
UUGUGUGUUGUCUUGGAACUGGAGACAUGCACUGGCGUGUUGGUUUACAAUUGGCUGCCAUUACCUUCUUCUUUCUCUUCAUCUAAUAUUAACUAACUCCUCAGUGCUAUCCACUGGCCAGUCUGUUCGCGACUGCAACCGCUGUCUGUCGGCUUUCCUACUCAGGGUUGUUGUCAUUAUGUGUCAUCUACAGCUGAGGACAUUGAUUUUUGUAGCGUGGGUGCUGGGCUACAUCGCCUUUCUGCUCUCCAUCAGGAGGAUGUGGACGGGGAAGUACGUCCGUAGUCCACUCGUCCGGUCACUGUUUAUGAACAUGGUGAGCGAGAGCGAAGCGGCCGCGGCUGAGACGCAAGAGUGGUACCAGUGCUGUCCGGACCUGCUCGGAGAAUCAGUGCAACCCCUGUUUGUCCAAAGCCAUCUGGACUCCGACACCAAGGCUUUUCUCAAACGGAGCGUGGAGAAGUCUGGCUGGCUGUUCACCCAGCUCUACCACUCUUUCGUAUCAACGGUCCUCGGCCCUCUGGUCUCCCGCACUUCCAUCAACGGGUUUCUGGGUCGUGGCUCCAUGUUUGUGUUUUCCGCGGAGCAGUUCCAGCAGCUGCUCCGGAUCGGCCCAGAGUGGAGGGCUGAGAGGCUACUGGACCUCGGAGCUGGGGAUGGAGGCGUCACAGAGGUGAUGGGGGCCCAUUUCAGAGAGGUCUACGCAACUGAGGUCUCAUUACCCAUGAAAUGGCAUCUUCAAAGGAGGAAUUACAAGGUGCUAGGGAUAGAUGAGUGGCAGCAGACUGGUUUCCAGUACGAUGUGGUCAGCUGUCUGAACCUGCUGGACCGCUGCGACGAUCCUCUGCACCUCCUGCGGGACAUCCGGCGAUCGCUGGUUCCCAACACCGGGAGACUCAUCCUGGCUGCGGUGCUUCCCUUCCAGCCUUACGUGGAAAUCGGAGGAAGAUGGCAGCGUCCCAAAGAACACCUGAAAGUAAAAGGAAAAACUUGGGAGGAGCAAGUAACUGAACUGUCCAAUGAGGUUUUCCGAAGGGCGGGGUUUGAGGUGGAGGCUGUGACCCGGUUGCCAUACCUCUGUGAAGGGGACAUGUAUAACGAUUACUACGUUCUCGAUGAUGCAGUUUUUGUUCUCAAGGCCUCAGAAGAUAGUUCAGAGCCUGCACACUGAAUUCCAAAUGCAUCAUGGGACUGUCGGAGGCCCUUAUUUUGCUGUAUCUUGUUUGUUUACUCCGGGCAGGAUUUUAAUGCAAUUCUCAUAAGCUUCAUUCAUAAAACGCAGUACUUUGACUUGUUUAGAAGUGGUGAGUCAGGUGUGAAGCUCAGGUACUGUAGUUCCUACAUUUACCAGCCAUCGUGUGUGACCGUGAUACCUCCUACUUUUUAAGCAAAAAAUAACUGGAUAGCAGUUUGCCUGUAUUGAAACUCCACUGAAGAUCAAAUUUUGUAAGACAUAUCAAUAUGUUGUAGGUGUUUGUUAUGUAGUCUGUUGUUUGUGGGGAAUGUUUACUGUUAGUUUCAUCAUUCUGUAAUAUCAGUGGGAAUAAUCAUGGUUGAAUCUUUGUUGAUUUUGUAAUUUGUUCUGUGCCUAAUGCAAAGGACCAGUGUACGCACACACACUUGAUUUAAUCCCUCUGGAUUGGGUUUGUUGUAUUUUAAAGGUGCUAUCAGUGAUAUUCUUUUGUUACAAUAAGUGUUGAAUAGCUCCACAUUCUGACAGCCAUCACUUUGUCCAGUCAGUAUCAUGGGUCUCCCAGUCCCUACUUUCUGCAGGAAAUGGAUAAUACAUUUUCUAUCACCUGUUCCCACUUUAUCCAAUCAAGAGAGAGAACUCCACAAAGAGGCGGUCCUAAAGGGCAGGCAGCAGAAUUUGGCUGCGUUUCAUUAGUAGUUCCACUUCCCCUCGUUCACUUACCCUCAGCCCUUGGUAUGACGUAACAGCAUACGUCGCACGGAGGCCAACUUGGACCGCGGAGGGAAAGUGGGCGGGAGGA